AUGAAGAUCAACAAUGCUGAAAAUAGUGCUGCUAUUGGACGAAAAGGAGGAAGAGGAGGAGGAGCUGCUGCUCGUGGCGGAUCUAGACUCAAUGGAUUGCGGGGAAACUCUCCGCCACCCUUUCUGUUGAAGACAUUUGAGAUGGUGAAUGAUCCUGACACUGAUCAUUUGGUACAUUGGAAUACUAGCAAAACCACUUUUCUUAUAACUGAUCCUAACAAGUUUGCUGGAGAAGUACUGCCAAAGUACUUCAAACACAAGAAUUUAUCUAGCUUCAUUUACCAACUCAACAACUAUCGCUUUAGGAAGGUCUGUUCUUACAAAUGUGAGUACGAAAAUCCAUGGUUUCGAGCUAGAAAGAAGCACUGGCUGAACAAUAUCAAAAGCAGGAUUCAACUAUCCAAAGAGAACAAGCCACAAGAAGGUUCACAUAGUCCUCGUGUUGAUCCAAUGAAGGAUAAUCUGGAAGAGGAGCUGGAAAAGUUGAGGAAUGAUCACGUUAGUCUGAGAGUAGAACUUCAGGAGUUGAAAGAAAGACAAGAAAACAUGAGAUCUUUCUUUCCUACUUUGCAAGGAUGCAGAAAGGAAACAGAAAUUAGGAAUAUUUUGAAGUUGCUUCUUGAGAAAUCGGAAGUCAGAGGAGAUUCUAGCAGCAAUGAUACCAGCAAGAGGCCACGAGUAGUGGAGUCGCCAUAUCCUGUUGCUGGUUCUGUCCAGGAUGGGAUUGGACAUGCAUUAAAUUCUGCUGGUGGCUCUGUGAGUUCUAACGAACAACAGAAAGAAGAAGCAACUACUAAGAAUGAGAAGAAUCGCAAGUUCUGGGAAAAACUGUUUGAAGAUGAUUCAGAGUCUAAAAAUGAAGGAGCAGAGUUUGAGCAGGAACUGAAUCGUGCGAAGGCUAUGGCAGAGAUCGAGGAGAUGGUGGAGAACAAGAUUGCUAUGGAAGGAGAUGCUUUGAUAGCAAAGACUGCUGCUAGUUUAGAUGAGGAGACGGAGGCUUAUCUUCAACUAUGGACUUAGUAUAUUCUCUUUGCUUAAUUCCACUACAUGUUUAGAUUGUGACCUUCUUAUCAAAUCAAAAUUGUUAGUUUGUCUGCAGGGUGGAGAAGAAAAGUGGAGAUGAACUACAGCUGAUGAAGGUCCUCUAUCCAUAUAGAUUGUUCUUAUAUUUGUUCCAGGAACUAUUUAAUGUCUUUUCUGUUUACAUAAUUUCACCUAGAAACUAUACUGGAAUUUGGAAGUUAUGGUAACUUUGUAAUGAUUCAUAAUUG
Molecule: messenger RNA, 1271 nt
Organism: Lycium barbarum (goji berry)
Lineage: Eukaryota; Viridiplantae; Streptophyta; Magnoliopsida; Solanales; Solanaceae
Product: heat stress transcription factor A-7a-like
Exons: 2
Coding region: 1-1020 (339 amino acids)
Biological process (GO): regulation of transcription by RNA polymerase II
Cellular component (GO): nucleus
Molecular function (GO): RNA polymerase II cis-regulatory region sequence-specific DNA binding; DNA-binding transcription factor activity
Source: RefSeq, a predicted model, not a curated record